Molecule: messenger RNA, 1971 nt
Organism: Myxocyprinus asiaticus (Chinese sucker)
Lineage: Eukaryota; Metazoa; Chordata; Actinopteri; Cypriniformes; Catostomidae
Product: 4-galactosyl-N-acetylglucosaminide 3-alpha-L-fucosyltransferase 9-like
Exons: 2
Coding region: 338-1522 (394 amino acids)
Cellular component (GO): membrane
Molecular function (GO): alpha-(1->3)-fucosyltransferase activity
Source: RefSeq, a predicted model, not a curated record
GUCUGUGCGUGCGUGUCGUUUGGAAGGCUGCGUUUGUCGGCCUUAAACGUCAUCGAGGCUGUCUCUAUUUUUAUUUUUUUCCUUCUUAUUUUUUUUUAAUCUAUUGUCAAAGCCUUUUAUGUAUAUGCACUUACAUUUAUUCAGUUGUUAACCUUUUUGCAUUCCCAAUAAAAAAUAAAAAUAAAAUUAAAAAUUAAAAUUAAACGAGACAGCCUCGACCUCCGGACCGGAGGACGCAUCCUUCCAAACAAGACAGCCUGUGCGUGCGUGUGUGUGUGUAGACUGGUGACUGUAUACAACAAGAUCCUCUGCUUGAACAGCACAUCUGCACCGACCAAUGUCACGUUAUGAGAAAAUAUCUUGCAAGUCCACUGAAACUGAUAGUUCUGAAGAUGAGAUAUUCCCACAAGUUCUGGACAAAAAGGACAAGUUAGUUCGGUGGAUUAUGAGCAACUGUAUUACUGUACUACUCAUUAUCUCUUUUGGAUUUAACAUAUUUUUAGUACGUGAUUUCAUAUUAAAUCAUGAAAAAGAAUCACCAAAAGCCAUAAUUCCCAAAGUACUUAAAGAGAAGCCUCUGGAAAAUGACACUAUCCUGCUAAUAUGGUUGGGGCCAUUUAAAAAUAAAUUUGACCUAAAUUCCUGCAGUUCCAAAUUUAAUAUUGAUGGCUGCUACUUAACUGUAGAUAGAGAACUCUACAGUGAGGCCCAUGGAGUACUUAUUAAUCACAGAGACAUUAAAGACGAUCUGUCUAAUUUACCCACACAACCACGGCCUUUCUUCCAGAAAUGGAUAUGGAUGCACUUCGAGUCCCCACAAAACACGAGACGACUUGAGGGUCUGGAGAACUUGUUUAAUGUGACAUUAAAUUACCGGCGGGAUGCUGACAUUGUCCUUCGUGAGCAAAUUAUGUUUAAAACUGAUGGUUCUGAAGAUGAGAUAUUCCCACAAGUUCUGGACAAAAAGGACAAGUUAGUUUGCUGGAUUGUGAGCAACUGGAAUGACAACCACAAAAGGGUAAAAUAUUAUAAUGAGCUAAAAAAGCACAUUGACAUUUAUGCUCUUGGGCGGCAUUUUGGAAAAGCAAUAGGUGAUGAAGAAUACAAGAAAACAUUGACCAGAUGUAAGUUCUAUCUAUCAUUUGAGAACACAGAAGGUCACUAUGACUACAUGACUGAAAAGCUGUUCAAUCCGCUCACACUAGGAUCAGUCCCAGUGGCUCUUGGGGUUCCAAGAUACAUAUAUGAACGCUUUGUGCCAAAAGAUGCUUUCAUUCACAUAGACGAUUUCUCCAGCCCUAAAGAACUAGCUGAACACCUGCUGUCAUUGGACAAAAAUGUUGAAGAAUACAAAAAGUAUUUUCAUUGGCGAAAACACUUUGAUGUAAAGCAUGUUGAUUAUCCUAUAGAGCACGCAUGCCGCGCUUGUCAUUAUUUACGUAACAAUAAAGAUUAUCAGGUUUUUGUAAACCUUAACAAAUGGUACUGGGAUGUCAUCAAAGAUGGUGCCUAUAGACCAUAAUGCCUUUUCUGUGACAGUAUGAUUUUGCUACUGCCAAAACACUGGAUCAAUGACAAACCUCAAAAUGCUCUGGAGAUUUUGUGUUAUUUUGUAUUGUGUAUGAUUUUGUAUGCUGUAACCUUACCAGAUUGUUUCUGUUCUCUAUCUUUGAAGGUGACGUGUAAAUACUGUGCCACUGGUAGUACCAAAUUAAAUUAGAAAAACUACUGUUUCCAAACACUCAAUCUGCCAUUCUUUUGGCAGACAGGUAGUACCGCCCCAAAAUCAUACCUUUGGUUGAGCCAGAGGUUGACAAGUCAGACCACUCAAAUAAACAGCAGAAGACAAAGUAAUUAAAAUUACAAACAACACUGUUUUUUGCACUUUGUAAUUAUUGUUACCAUUAUUGUUGUAUGCUUUUGCCCAAUGAUUGAAAUGCAAAAUAAAAACAUGUCAUAUUAAAGUCUGAA